ACUCUGCGCAUGAGUGAGGCCCAAUCUGAGCAACUACGCUGUUUUGAAGCGACGUUUAUUAACUAAUUUACGUUUUUGGAGAUAAAUAACAAAGAGCUGUGUGUUAUGGUCCAGUUAGCUCGUUUUAAAGUUGUUAUUGUCAGUAUUUGGGAGUGUAUAUUUGGUGAGGACUCUACUUAGUUGGACAGUUCAUGAAAAUUUGAAUUAGAAUAAUAAAUGUUUAAUUAUUUCAUUUUCACCCUGGCCUAUUGUAAUUAGUUAGAACAUGCUUCUUAUACUAAUAUGGAGCGUCGUGGCCCUGGCGGCGUUCUACCUGUACUACCGCCAACUAUACUCAAGCCUCCGGCAGCGUGGGCUCAAGCACUUCACGCCGGUCCCACUGCUGGGCAACAUGGCCGGCAUGACGCUGAGAUACGAACACUUCUCAGACUACCUGAAGAGGCUCUAUGAUAGCUUUCCCGAAGAGAGGUUCGUCGGCAACUUCGAGUUCACCAACCCGCUGGUGGUGAUCCGCGACCUGGAGCUGGCCAAGAAGGUGACCAUCAAGGACUUCGAGCACUUCCUCGACCACCGCACAGUGGUGGACGACAAGCUCGAUCCGUUUUGGGGAAGGAAUCUGUUCUCGUUGAAAGGUGACGAAUGGCGUAACAUGCGCGCGACCCUAAGCCCGGCGUUCACCAGCUCCAAGAUCCGCCUGAUGAUUCCCUUCAUGGUGGAGGUGGGGAAUCAGAUGAUCAGCUGCCUCAAGAAGCAGAUUCAGGAGUCUGGAACAAGUUCAAUCGAAGUAGAAGCCAAAGACCUGACGUCGCGCUACGCCAACGACGUGAUCGCGUCGUGCGCCUUCGGGCUGAAGGUGGACUCGCAGGCGCAGCAGGACAACGAGUUCUACAAGAUGGGCAAGGAGGCCUCCACCUUCAAGUUCAGACAGAUAUUAGUUUUCUUCGGGUACAAUUCCUUCCCGAAACUCAUGUCGAAACUGAAAAUAACAGUAUUCAGCCACAGGACGAUGGUGUUCUUCAGGUCGCUGAUAUCGGGCACUAUGCGCGAGCGAGAGGACAAGAACAUCGUGCGCCCGGACAUGAUCCAUCUCUUGCUGGAAGCUAAGAAAGGAAAGUUGACACACGACGACAAAGUGAAAGACACAGAUGCUGGAUUCGCGACAGUAGAGGAGUCAGCAGUGGGCAAGGCGAAGCCUAAAGUUGACUGGUCUCAAGACGACCUCAUAGCUCAGACCAUGGUCUUCCUCAUCGGAGGCUUCGAGACCGUGUCCUCGAGCAUGGCCUUCGCACUUCACGAGCUGGCCAUCAACCCAGAUAUCCAGGAGCGGCUGGUGAAGGAAAUUAAGGAGUACAACGCCAAGAACGGAGGGAAACUCGACUUCAACGAUCUGCAGAAGAUGCCCUAUAUGGAUAUGGUGGUGUCAGAGCUGAUGAGGAUGUGGGGCCCCGGCUUCAUGGUGGACCGGAUCUGCAUCAAGGACUACAACUUGGGGAAACCUAACAAAAACUCCACUGAUGAUUAUAUCAUUCGCCGCGGCGAAGGCCUAGUGAUCCCAGUGUGGGCCCUGCACCGCAGUCCGGAGUUCUACCCGGACCCGGACAAAUUCGAUCCGGAGCGGUUCUCCGAUGAAAACAAGAACAACAUCAAAUCCUUCACGUACCUACCUUUCGGAAUUGGACCCAGAAACUGUAUUGGGUCCAGGUUCGCGCUGUGCGAGAUCAAAGCCAUGCUGUACCAGCUGCUCCUCCACUUCGAGUUAACACCAUGCGCACGCACAUGCGCUCCCAUCCGCCUGUGCAACAGCUCAGUCAAUCUUCGCGCCAAGGGCGGCCACUGGAUGACGUUCAAGGUCCGCGAGUAAACCUUUCUUGAUCUCUGUUCGGACCCAAGCCACACGAGCGUGAGCUUCGUUAAGGGAAUGAUGUGCACGGUCGUGAUCUUCAGGGAUAGGUGUGAUCAUAAACUUAGAAGGAGUGAUGGGGCGUGUCGGCUUGGUUGUUAAGUCUAUUUGAUUGACUGACUGUGUUUUAGCUUGGUCAUCGACCAAGUCAAAAUAAAAGAUUAUGAUUAUUGAACAAUUUAGAUACCGUUCUUGAAGAAACGAGUGGUAGUUUUUACGACAGCUACUUGAUGAUUUUUGAAAUUUUGUAAGAUUAUGACGCACCAGUAAUUUCCACUUUGUUUCAAAAUUAUACGCUCUUAUUCAGAUAUUGAAUCACCCUGAUUCAUAUCCGACUGAUUUCUUUAUCAAA
Molecule: messenger RNA, 2252 nt
Organism: Ostrinia nubilalis (European corn borer)
Lineage: Eukaryota; Metazoa; Arthropoda; Insecta; Lepidoptera; Crambidae
Product: cytochrome P450 9e2-like
Exons: 11
Coding region: 266-1861 (531 amino acids)
Molecular function (GO): oxidoreductase activity, acting on paired donors, with incorporation or reduction of molecular oxygen; heme binding; iron ion binding
Source: RefSeq, a predicted model, not a curated record